Molecule: messenger RNA, 1459 nt
Organism: Xyrauchen texanus (razorback sucker)
Lineage: Eukaryota; Metazoa; Chordata; Actinopteri; Cypriniformes; Catostomidae
Product: high mobility group-T protein-like
Exons: 5
Coding region: 256-870 (204 amino acids)
Biological process (GO): regulation of transcription by RNA polymerase II
Cellular component (GO): nucleus
Molecular function (GO): DNA binding, bending
Source: RefSeq, a predicted model, not a curated record
CUAUACACCGGGCGAAUGCACUGGGCUUUUUGCGAAGGAAACAAUUUUCGGUCAGGAAAACCGACCCACGCCGUUUGUUUGUCGUGUCUAAAAGCGGGCAGGAAGGCGGGUGGAGACAUUUUAGGGGGACUUUCUUUCAUGAAGAAGGCUUUCUCACAAAAUGGAAGAAGAAAUAUUGCCGUCGUUGUUGACCUCUUUUCCUUCAGCGAGACGAGAGUGUGCGCCAUUGCUAUUUGAACGGAUAUCUAAGUGACAAUGGGGAAGGAUCCAACAAAACCAAGAGGCAAAAUGUCCUCUUAUGCAUACUUUGUCCAGACCUGCAGAGAGGAACAUAAGAAGAAGCACCCUGAGGCGACGGUCAACUUCUCUGAGUUUUCCAAAAAGUGCUCUGAGCGAUGGAAGACUAUGUCAGCCAAGGAAAAAGGCAAGUUUGAAGAUAUGGCUAAACUCGACAAGGCGCGUUACGAGAGGGAGAUGAAGAACUACAUUCCACCCAAAGGCGAGAAGAAGAAGAGGUUUAAGGACCCCAAUGCUCCCAAGAGACCCCCGUCUGCAUUCUUCGUUUUCUGUGCGGAGUUCCGACCUAAGGUGAAAGAAGAGACCCCAGGUCUGUCUAUCGGAGAUGUGGCAAAGAGACUUGGUGAGAAGUGGAACAAAAUAUCAGCCGAGGAGAAGCAGCCAUAUGAGAAGAAGGCAGCCAAGCUGAAGGAGAAGUACGAGAAGGACAUUGCUGCAUAUCGCUGUAAAGGUAAAGUGGUAAGCGUUGCAGCCAAAGCCCCUGCCAAGCCGGACAAGGUUAAUGACGAUGAUGAUGAAGAUGAUGAUGAUGAGGAUGAUGACGAUGAAGAAGAAGAGGAGGAUGACGAGUAGAUAAAUUGCGUUUAGAGCUUAGCUUGUUGUCUAUAAAGCAUUUAACCCCCUGUACUCUUUAUGGAGACCAUAAAAUAGGUAAAUGAAAUUAAAAAAAAAUUGAAAAGAAAUAAGGCUGUGUAUAUGAUAUGUUUUUAAGCUGUACAGUUUCUUUGUUUGUUUUUUCUUUCCUUUUUUGUAUAGUUAUCACUACAAAAUUGUCAUUGUGUUUGUCCAAAUGCCCAAACCCUUAAUUUUGUUUUUAGUUUAAUUUCUUAAAAAUGGUUCCAACACCAAUAUCCUUGCCUGGUACAAUAAAAAAAAAGGGGGUUGUAAAACUUGGGGUCAAAUGGAGUUCUAGAAGUGCGGAGCACACAACCUAGUUUCAUGUGAGGUUGUAGUUCAUAUCUUCAUGUAAUUUUUUUGUUUAUUGUUUUUAGUUUUUUUUUCCAGAUCAAACGUUAUCAUCAUUAGUAAAUCGCUGUAUCAAAGUUAUUUACUGUAUUUUGAAUACCACUGUAAUUGCAGAAAUUGUAAAAAAAAAAAAAACUUGUUUUGUUCACAUUCUGGUAAGCUUCUGACAUCAAUAAACUUCUUUUUUUUUUUAAUA